Elgaria multicarinata webbii is the source of this 2525-nucleotide messenger RNA. It is a transcript of the gene DDX31, whose product is annotated as DEAD-box helicase 31. Gene Ontology annotation, biological process: ribosome biogenesis. The record is from RefSeq and is a predicted model, not a curated record. Bases 36 to 2201 code for a protein of 721 amino acids. Gene Ontology annotation, molecular function: nucleic acid binding; RNA helicase activity; ATP binding. The transcript has 20 exons. Lineage: Eukaryota; Metazoa; Chordata; Lepidosauria; Squamata; Anguidae. Gene Ontology annotation, cellular component: nucleus.
GACGCCUGGAGCAGAAGCAGUUUAUUCAGCCGGCCAUGGAAACAGACGAAGGGCUGUUCAUCAAUGUGAACUCACAGCCGCCUCCAAGGUUCCAGCACCCCACCGGACGGAAGAGACCUUCAAAGUCUCAGCCUGCCAAGGAAAGAAAGCCUGCGAAGAGAACAUCAGAAUGGGCACAGGGAGGGACACCCCCAAAGCGGAUGCCAGCUUCACCCGAAACCAAGAAACAGCGACAGGAACCCAAAAGUGGCAUCAGGCGGGAUGGAGUGCCAAGGUCUCCUCCGAAAAAGCCGCUGACCGACGCAAAAGACUGCAAUGCAGGUGGCAGCAGACCGUUCGUUAAGACUUCCUGUCUCUUCAAAAACAAUCCGGACAUCCCUGACAUUCAGAGGACAUCAGUGAAACAAGUGCAGGAGAAGGUGUUCACCUCGGAUUCCUUUGAUCAACUGGGCCUCCAUCCUCAUUUGGUUUCAACAAUAAACUCCGUCUUGAAAAUCUCUAGCAUGACCAGCGUUCAGAAGCAGGCGAUUCCCUCGCUGUUGCAAGGCAGAGACGCCCUGGUGAGAUCGCAGACGGGUUCAGGCAAAACGCUGGCCUACGGUAUCCCUCUCGUGCAAUCCUUGCAAAGGACAGAGCCCAAAAUCCAGCGCAGUGACGGCCCAUACGCCUUGGUGCUGGUUCCAACCAGAGAGCUGGCCCUACAGAGUUUUGAAACCGUCCAGAAACUGUUAAAGCCAUUUACCUGGAUUGUGCCCGGCGUGCUGAUGGGAGGAGAAAAGAAGAAGUCGGAGAAAGCCAGGCUGCGCAAAGGAAUAAACGUCCUGAUUGCCACGCCCGGGCGCCUGGUGGACCACAUCAACUCCACCAAAUGCAUCCAUUUCCGCCGCGUCCGGUGGUUGGUCCUGGACGAGGCCGACAGGAUCCUCGAUCUGGGUUUCGAGAAGGCUGUGGCCGCAGUGCUGAACGCCGUGAACGCUGACGGCGCGGCGCGGCAGAACGUUCUUUUGUCGGCCACGCUCACAGAGGGAGUCUCGCGAUUGGCUGACAUCAGCUUGCACGAUCCAGUCUGCGUUUCUGUGGCGGGAGAAUCCUGGGGGUCGAGUGCUUCCGAGGCGGACGCCUGUGCUCAAGUGGUGGCCGGCACUCCUCCCGCAAGUGCGGAAGGGGACGGCUUCGCCGUGCCGGGAAACCUCCAGCAGAAUGUCGUGGUGGUGCCGAGCAAACUGAGGCUGGUGACGCUGGCUGCUUUUAUCCUUGGGAAAUUCAAGUCUGGAAAACGCAACAAGAUGGUGGUCUUCUUCUCCAGCUGCGAGCAGGUGGAGUUUCACCACGCCCUCUUCCGGAAAGUCUUGGGUGGGGAGCCAGAGGCCGAGGGAACUGAUCCGUCGCUGCUGCUUCCUCCUUCGCCCUUGGCGUUUGUACGCUUGCACGGUGACAUGAAGCAGGAGGAGAGGACGUCCGUCUUCCAGGAUUUCUUGCAAUCGAAGACUGGCGUUUUACUCUGCACUGAUGUUGCUGCUCGUGGAUUAGACCUGCCGCAAGUUACCUGGAUUGUACAGUAUAAUCCUCCUCCUUCGCUUCCCGAAUACGUCCACCGAAUCGGGAGGACGGCGCGAAUUGGCAGUCACGGGAGCAGUCUGCUCAUCCUCGCACCUUCUGAGGCAGAAUAUGUCAGCUUCCUGGCUUCUCACAAGAUUAAUGUUUUGGAGAUGAAGAUGGAAUCUCUUCUGUCCAGCUUGAUGAAAGAUGAUUGUUUCAAGGGUAGCCAAUGUGGGAAAAAGAAGUUCCAUGGCAAAGACCCUCAGGAGGUCCGGCGGAGAGCCACCGUCCUGCAAACGGAGUUUGAGAAUUUUGUCCACUCCCGUGCAGAAACCGUCCAGUGGGCCAAGAAAGCACUGCAGUCCUUCAUCCGCUCUUACGCCACCUACCCUGCCAACCUCAAGCACAUCUUUCAUGUCAGGUCUCUUCAUUUGGGCCACGUGGCUAAGAGCUUUGGACUCCGGGAUGCUCCAGGAAACCUCGGGGCCUCUACCCUCCCAAGUCGGGGGAAGAAGCAGACAAGGCGUGACCUUCUCAAGAAAGCUCCGGGCAAGCGCCGUCUGGCUGAAAUGUUGCAAUCCGAAUACUCGAGCGGCUUGGACUUUCCGGCCUCCAAGGUCAAGAGGAAGAAAAACCGGGCAAAACCUGGGAACCAAAGCUGACCCUGGGAGUUCUCGACCUUCUCCUGUGGUAGCUGAGACUCCAGAGGAGCUGCGUCUGGGGACGGAGCGAACGGCAGGAAGCGAUCCGGGAGCCGUCAUCAGAAACGGCGUUUUUUGGAAGGCUGUUCCGGGGAAAACACAAGCCACACUUCUGAAACCCCUGCGUUCCUCUGUCCAAUUAAAGGCACGUUGGUUGCGAGACACCUGCUGUUUUCCUGGCACACGCGGCCCAAAUUGGUGGCCCGUGAGCUCAGAGCUUGGGGUCGUAGGGUGGGUCAGAUUCCUAUGGGCUGCAAAGGGGAACCUUCAGCCCCCGAAAAAUGG